This is a messenger RNA of Sus scrofa (pig), 1302 nucleotides long. It is a transcript of the gene GLA, whose product is annotated as galactosidase alpha. Gene Ontology annotation, biological process: glycoside catabolic process; oligosaccharide metabolic process. Gene Ontology annotation, cellular component: cytoplasm. Gene Ontology annotation, molecular function: alpha-galactosidase activity. The record is from RefSeq and is marked provisional. Lineage: Eukaryota; Metazoa; Chordata; Mammalia; Artiodactyla; Suidae.
AUGACAGCUACGAUGAAGCCGGUGAGCAGGGUCCGGCGGCUGGGCUACGUGCUGCCAUUUUGCUUCCUGGCCCAGGUUCUCUGGGGCGUCCCAGGGGCCCGGGCCCUGAACAACGGCUUGGCGAGGACCCCUACCAUGGGCUGGCUGCACUGGGAGCGCUUCAUGUGCAAUGUGGACUGUCAAGAAGAUCCGGAUUCCUGUAUCAGCGAGAAGCUCUUCCGGCAGAUAGCUGAGCUCAUGGCCUCAGAUGGCUGGAAGGAUGCAGGUUAUGAGUACCUAUGCAUUGAUGACUGUUGGAUGGCUCCCAAAAGGGAUUCCCAAGGCAGACUUCAGGCAGACCCUAAACGCUUUCCUGGUGGGAUCCGCCGCCUAGCCGAUUAUGUCCACAGCAAAGGACUGAAGCUAGGGAUUUAUGCAGAUGUUGGAAAUAAAACCUGUGCUGGCUUCCCUGGCAGUUUUGGUUACUAUGACAUUGAUGCCAAGACCUUUGCUGAGUGGGGAGUUGAUCUGCUCAAAUUCGAUGGUUGUUACUGUGACAGUGUAAAACAUUUGGCAGACGGUUAUAAGCAAAUGUCCUUGGCCCUGAACAGGACUGGCAGAAGCAUUGUGUACUCCUGUGAGUGGCCCCUUUAUAUGCAGCCCUUUUUUAAGCCCAAUUACACCGAAAUCCGAGAGUACUGCAAUCACUGGAGAAAUUUUGCUGACAUUUAUGAUUCCUGGCAAAGUAUAAAGAAUAUUUUGGACUGGACAUCUUCUAACCAGGAGAAAAUUGUUCCUGUUGCAGGACCAGGGGGUUGGAAUGAUCCAGAUAUGCUGGUGAUUGGCAACUUUGGCCUCAGCUGGAAUCAGGAGGUAACUCAGAUGGCCCUCUGGGCUAUCAUGGCUGCUCCAUUACUCAUGUCCAAUGACCUCCGACACAUCAGCCCCAAAGCCAAAGCUCUUCUUCAGGAUAAAGAUGUAAUAGCCAUCAACCAAGACCCCCUGGGCAAGCAGGGGCACCGGCUCAGAAAGGACAACAACUUUGAAGUGUGGGAAAGGCCUCUCUUGAACUUAGCCUGGGCUGUGGCUAUGGUAAACCUGCAGGAGAUCGGUGGCCCUCGUGCUUAUACCAUCUCUCUUACUUCCCUGGGUCAAGGACUAGCCUGUAAUCCUGACUGUCUGAUCACACAACUCCUCCCUGUGAAGAGGAGGCUUGGGUUUUAUGAAUGGACUUCAAGUUUAAAAACUCAAAUAAAUCCCACAGGCACUGUUUUGCUUCGGCUAGAAAGAGCAAGCUCGACUGCAUCAAAAAGCUUCCUUUAA